AUGCUACCAUUGGAGGGUCGCAGUAAGACGAUCUUUAUCGUUACUACUGUCUUUUUGGGAAUCUCGUUUAUUUCGGUUUGCCUACGAUGCUUUGUUCGACUCAAGCUCGUCAAGGCCUUUGGCUGGGAUGAUGCGCUGAUGGUUUUUGCAAUGUGUCUUAACGUUCUAUUUGCGCUGUGCGGAAUCACUGGCGCAUUGUAUGGAAUUGGUCAGAAGUCAUUGGACCUCGUGAUGCGAGGAACCCUGGAGACUGCCAUGUUUUGGUGGUGGCUCGGCCAAACUAGUUACGUCUGGGCAUGCGCCAUCGCAAAGAUAUCCAUCGCCGUCGCUCUCCUCCGCCUCACCGUCGCCCGGGUUCAUGCCUUCAUCCUGUGGGGAGUUAUCGCUGUGACCACGGUCGUCGGUCUGGUUUUCUGGUUUAUGUUGACUCUGCAAUGCCAACCCGCGUCGUACUUCUGGCAACGAGCUCGACUGGAGCUCAACCCGAAUGCGGAUGUCCAUGGCCACUGCAUGAAUGUGGAUAACCUCAUUAUUAUGGCCUACGUCUAUAGUGUCACCGCCACCUGCUGUGAUCUCAUCUUGGGACUUCUCCCCAUCUUCCUUGUGUGGAGCCUCCAAAUGAAUACCAGGACGAAAGCCGCCUUGGCUGGUAUUUUGGGUAUGGGCUGUGUUGCGAGCGCUGCGGUCAUCGUCCGUAUUCCUUAUCUCCACGAUUACAAGGACACAGACUUCUUGUACGCAACCACCGACAUCUCCAUUUGGUCCAACGUCGAAGCCGGCCUCGGUAUCGCAGCAGGCAGUCUCGUUACACUCCGCCCUCUAUUCCGCUGGUUCCGCGACCCCAGCUACGGAGGAACUCGAAGCAAGCGAACCGGCGGCAGCAUGCCUCUCUCGAGCGUGAAUGCGAUUCGCUCCGAUCCCGCUGGACCUCAGUACUGGCGACCUGAUCUGGACCCGGAAGACACCCAUGCCGUGAUUACGACUAUCCAUACCUCGAAUCGAGGGAGUCGCACGAGCAGCCAGGAAGAUCUUAAUCCGAAGAAGCAGGAGCAGGGGACGUUUUUUUCAGGUGUGAACGUGCAAAAGACGUUCUUUGUCUCGGAGAAUGAAGAAUAG
Messenger RNA from Penicillium cataractarum, 1116 nucleotides. RefSeq lists its product as uncharacterized. The transcript has 4 exons. Bases 1 to 1116 code for a protein of 371 amino acids. The record is from RefSeq and is a predicted model, not a curated record. NCBI's taxonomy places the organism in Eukaryota, Fungi, Ascomycota, Eurotiomycetes, Eurotiales, Aspergillaceae.